UUCUGUCUCGAUGAACACAAGGUGUUUGUUGGAAUGCUCAGGAGCAUAAUUUCGGUUUCUUUUCCUCUCCUUGUCCGCCACCGCGACGCGUUAACGUUGGCAUCAUAUGAUGUGAGGGGUCGUGCAGCAUAAUUGACCUUUUUCUAUUGCAAGAUGCUGUUGCGCAGUCUGUCCUUCCCAUUUCCUUGUAGCUUCGGGAGAAGACUUUGCGCUGGUCCUUACUCUCUCUCUUACAAAUUGCGCCCUGCUUGACGUUAAGUGUUUUUUUUUUUGCGAGAACGUUAAGUUAUUUCAUUGCUUAUGCGGGCGGAUAAGCGUGUCAUUUGUCUCUACAUUAGAUUAGCUCAUUCAUGGGGCGAGCAGGCUUGCUGCUGAGCCAAUAGAGACUAACAACUGAGGCACUUGGAGGAAGAGAUUGGGAGGAAAGAAAAGGAGAGGAACCAAGAAGCUAGGAUGAUCGAUGCAGUGGGCGGCGUAGCGAAGGUUGUUGGAGUUGCCCUCAAGAUCAAGGAGGCGGCCGAUACAGUUCGUCAGAAUAAGAAGGAUUGCCAUCACAUUAAGAGCCGCAUUGAGAUACUCAAUAAAACACUCUCGCAGCAUGGGAAUAACAUGGAGUUGAUGGAGGAUUCAGCGGUGAUGGCUGCGCUUGAGGCACUCGACAAGAUACUUGGUGAGGCGCUUGAGGUCAUCAUCGAGUGCCAGGAGGAGAGGAAUAUCAUUUGUGUUUACUACACCUCUGGGAAGCUGUCCCGGCAGUUAAGCAAGGUGGAGCAGCGUAUAUCGCAUCUAAACUCGGACGUAAUGUUGACCAUCAUGAGCUACCAACUGCCGAGGAAAUAUCAAGACGGUGUUCCACCUCUGCAUUCACAGGUUCACUCUAGUAUACGCACACCUUUCCAUUCCCAAGCAAUGCAACCACCAAGUCUGCCACAAAAGAUGACGAAACAAUAUCAAGACGAAGCUGACAAGCAAGUUCGGAUCCAGACAUCACAAAGGGAUGGUUUGCUUCCCAGAUUCAUAGAAUGGAAGGGAGCUGGUGACUUAUCUUUUAAGCAUAUGCUGCAAAGCGCACAAGCGUAUGAAGUCGCCCCUCCAGUAACAAUAGACAGCGAGUGGGAUGACCCUCCAGUAAGAGUCGACAGCGCGUGGGAUAGCUCAAUUAAUUUCUUCCCACGCGCACGCGCGUAUGAAGCCGCCCGUCCAGUAACAAUAGACAGCGAGUUGGAUGCCUCUCCAGCAAGAGUCGACAGCCAGUGGGAUAGCUCAAUCAAUUUCUUCCCACGUGCACACGCGUAUGAAGCCGCCCGUCCAGUAACAAUAGACAGCGAGUUGGAUGCCUCUCCAGCAAGAGUCGACAGCCAGUGGGAUAGCUCAAUCGUUGCUCUAGGUUGCUGCUGCAAUAUGGCAAGAAAGCGUACUCCCCAAAAGCUCGUUCCCCAACCAUCGUCUGCCCCUGGUCUUGAUGGUGGGAGGACCGGUCAACCACGCAGCCUGCUUCAACAAAUUGCUGAAGUUGCACGCAACAUCAAAGAGGUGGUGGAGACGGUUAUUCAGAAUGAGGAAGACUGCAUUGAGAUUGAUAAGCGUGUGACCAAAGUCAGUACCCUCCUGUCGCAGCUCGAGAACACGGCAAUGGCGGAAGAACCAGCGAUGCGCGACGCACUAAAGAAGCUCCUUGUGACCUUCUGUGAAGCCCACAAACUCGUCACUGCCUGUCAAAGAAGGGGCCUCAUCAUCAUGUGUGCUUCCAGCUCGCCUGGUAAACUGUCUAAACAACUACAUGAGGUACUGGAUCAGAUGGUAUCUAACAUCAAUCAAAUGAUUGCCGUCGUUGUUAACUCCACCCUCCACCCGCAAAGACAUCGACGUGCUACAGAAGUGCGAGGUCAAUCCCAAGCCACUACAAGUUCUCAACAAGGAAGUUGAACCAAGAUGCACCGUCGAUUGGAUACCAUUGCGUCCCAGGUUUUGGCGACGACGCUGCUCUAGUAAAGGAGAAUCUUGCAUAUUACUCCAAGUGAAAGACGUUCCCUUAAUUGGAAUUUCUACAAGCUCUAAAACUCGAAUGACAUCAUUAAACAGCAACAUGUCAUCUGUAUUCUCACCGGGUCUAUUCCUAUUUUCCAUCGAUCUGAUAAAAUUGAAAUCUCCCAUUAAAACCCAAUUAUCAUUGGGAUCAAUUUGCAGCUCAUAAAGCCAGUCAGUGAAUUCCACACGUCUGUCACCAGAACAAGGUCCAUAUAUGUUGCAGAGGGUCCAAGAGGAGGAGGUGUGGUUUGAAGUGAAACGAAUUAUAAUGGCCCAAUGGUUACUAUAAAAAUCACAUUACCAGUGAAACAAGCACUGUUCCAGAUCGUAAUUAGGCCCCCAGAAUAUAGGAAUGAUCAAAAUGUUCCCUUUUAGUUGCUUGUAGACAGACUACAGAGGCUGCAUUGUCAUUAAUAUGAAGCCUGAGAGGAGCAUGUUUUUCUUCUGA
Brachypodium distachyon (stiff brome) is the source of this 2476-nucleotide messenger RNA. RefSeq lists its product as uncharacterized. Gene Ontology annotation, biological process: cell surface receptor signaling pathway. The transcript is spliced from 12 exons. The record is from RefSeq and is a predicted model, not a curated record. Bases 454 to 1926 code for a protein of 490 amino acids. NCBI's taxonomy places the organism in Eukaryota, Viridiplantae, Streptophyta, Magnoliopsida, Poales, Poaceae.